Messenger RNA from Lycium barbarum (goji berry), 1212 nucleotides. RefSeq names its product protein DESIGUAL 2. The record is from RefSeq and is a predicted model, not a curated record. The transcript has 3 exons. NCBI's taxonomy places the organism in Eukaryota, Viridiplantae, Streptophyta, Magnoliopsida, Solanales, Solanaceae. The coding region runs from base 439 to 957 and encodes 172 amino acids.
AUAUACAAACCAUCUGAAUACAACUUAAUAUAUAUUGAGUGAAAGCUGCAGUAACAUGCAAGUGAAUAAAUAAGGCUUUAAGAAUAACAAAAUUUUGAGCUGUCCCAAUUGCUGGGAUACCCUGCUUUCCUUGUUCCUCAUGAAAGGAAUCCAAAUCUAAAGAGAAAAAAAAAGUAGAAUAAAGAGGUCUUUGAAGACAAAGGAAGACUUUUUCUCCAUAAGCUCCAGCUAAUCUAACUCAUGUAUCAUACAACAUUAAGUAUUAGGUUUCUUGCAUCCAUCUCCUUUGUAGAGAUUCCCACGUUGGACGCCAUACUUUGCUGUUUUCAUGAAUUCUCUGUGUUUGUAUCAAACUCCUUAUAAAAGGGCGUCCCUUGUUUUCUCAUGAAGAUCAGCCAUCUCUAAUCUGAAAGUAGUAAUUAACUAAAAUUGUAAAAGAUGGCUAAAAACAUCGGCAUUCUUGUUUGCCUUCUUCUUGUGAUUUUGGAUGUUGCAGCUGGUAUACUAGGAAUUCAAGCUGAGGUAGAGCAAAAUAAGGUUCAAGAUUUGAAGGUGUGGAUCUUUGAAUGUAGAGAUCCAAGCUAUGAAGCUUUUAAGCUGGGACUGGCUGCAACAGUACUUUUGGUUCUGGCACAAGUUAUUUCUAAUCUGCUUGCUGGUUGUAUUUGCAUCCAGUCUAAGGAAGAGUUGGAUAAAGCCUCUUCUAACAAGCAACUUGCUUUUGCUUCCUUUGUAUUCCAAUGGAUUAUUAUGGGCAUUGCAUUUUCAUUGCUGGUAGCUGGAACAUUGUCAAACGGGAAGGCAAGAAAAUCUUGUGGCAUAUCACACCAUCGUUUCUUUUCGAUAGGAGGAAUAUUGUGCUUUAUCCAUGGACUUUUCUCUGUUUCCUAUUACAUCUCUGCCACUGCCACCAUCCAGGAAGAUAACAAGCUGAAUCAACAUGGAGGUCAUGCAUGAGUACAAAAAAAUUACUCUCUUUUAAUACACAGCCUUCACUAACGAGAAGUAGAUUAACUCAGUGCUUCAUACGAGAGAAACCAAAGCAGAACAUAUAUAUGGAAAAUUCAUUAUAACCGACUCCCAUAUAUUCCUUUUAAAAAAUCCUAAUUUUCAUGUAACGUUUUAUUGAAUUUAUUUAUGUUAUUUGUAACAUUUUCUUUACUCUAAUGUAAGUUUUACUAGAUUGCUGAUGGAUUAAAUUUUCCUACAAAA